GGACGGGGAGGACAUCACGGAAAAAACGUAGCAGCAGCACCACAAACCCCACGCCGAGAUUUCGUCUCUCCGCUGCGCUAAAAGUGCGCGACGAAAGCGGCCCACGACUAUGCCCGGUGCGGCGUUAAAGUGCGGGACGACCACUUGACAGGCCUGGGCGAGGUCUGAGCCGUUGCCGGGAGGGGAAAUACAUUUCUUCGUAUGGGAGCAGCAUGCGGGAAAUGGUUGGAGGUUGCUGCGUGUGUUCAGACGAGCGAGGCUGGGCUGAGAACCCUCUGGUUUACUGUGAUGGACACGGCUGCAGCGUCGCCGUUCACCAAGCAUGUUAUGGCAUAGUCCAGGUUCCCACCGGUCCGUGGUUCUGUCGGAAGUGUGAAUCACAAGAAAGGGCGGCCCGCGUGAGGUGUGAGCUGUGUCCACACAAAGAUGGUGCCCUCAAGAGGACAGACAGUGGAGGCUGGGCCCACGUUGUGUGUGCGCUCUACAUCCCUGAGGUGCAGUUUGCCAACGUCCUCACCAUGGAGCCUAUCAUCCUGCAGUACGUCCCGCAUGAGAGAUACAUCAAGACUUGUUAUAUCUGUGAGGACCACGGGAGGGAGAGCAAGGCAGCCUGCGGAGCCUGCAUGACCUGCAACAGGCAGGGCUGCAGACAAGCUUUCCAUGUCACCUGCGCUCAGAUGGCAGGUCUGCUGUGUGAAGAGGAAGGGCCAGAAGCUGACAAUGUGAAAUACUGUGGAUACUGCAAGCACCACUAUAACAAAAUGCAGAAGAAGUUGCGCUCCAGUGAAAAUACAAGUAGCUCCUUCACUCAUCCCAGGGGGCGCUCAAGUUCUCCGUCACAAGACAAACAUCACCACCACAGACCGAGGAAGAGUCAUAAGGACAAGAUUCGGCAAAAAGAGCGCCACAAGAAGUCCUCAGACAGCCUGGGUUCCUCAGUGACGAGCAGUACUAUAGAAAAGAUAUCCUCCAGUCACCACAGCAGCAAGGACAGCGAGGGGAAGUCCAAGAAGCUGAGCUCACACAGUCAUGGUCAUCGCAGUAAGAAGACAGGAAGCACCGGCAAGAGUUGCUCCUCUUCCUCCUGUUCCUCCAGUCCAUUCAACACAGGUGGCUCGCUGUCUUCCACUCAGGAUUUCCAUCAGUUCUCAUCAUCCUCUCGCCUGGAGCGUGACCACGACCAAGGUGGCGAAGACCACAGUGGCGAGGAGCGUAAGGAGCGCCACAGGAGGCCGGCAGUCCAAGAGGAGGAGGAGGACGAUGAAAAGGAAGAGGGCAAAGAUGAGGAGGAGGAGGAGGAGGAGGAGGAGGAGGACAGUAAAUACCACAAGCCGCCAGCUUUGACUCCUGCUGACGGCCCACUGGCAGGGUCGCAGGGUCACGACAGGUCGGAGGGCAACUCGAGCCCUUUCGAGAACAAGGUCACUAUCUCCACCUUCGGAUCCAUCAUGCGCAUCACCUCUUCGUCGGGGCUCGGCAGCAGUAGCAAGAUCCGGAAGAUUUCCUCCUCUGCGGACUACAAGCCCUCCAAGUCUCUGUGUAAGCCGUCUCAACUGAGCACGCCGCCCAUCCUGGAGGAGGCGGCCCCGGAGGACAAGGCCACGCCUCCGCCGCUGCCCAGAGAACGGCGGCACCGCGGAAACAAGAAGAGCAGCCACGGCCCGGGGCGACCACGAGGCAGCAAGAACCGAGAGAGGAGGGAAGAGGAGCAUCACCACCACCAUCACCACACAGCGCCUCCUCCUCCAGCCUUAUCCUCCUCUCUCUACACGAGCCCAUCCUCCAUCCCACACCCCGCCUUCCCCUCCACGCUACCUCCCACCGCCAUCUCUUCUUCCUCCUCUUUCUCCUCCUCCUCUGCCGGCAGUUUUUCCACAAGCAGAGGCAAUUCUCUGCUCAGCUCUGGUAUCUACUCCAGUCUCAAGGAUCCUCUUACACUGGGUGGGGGUGUCUGCAGUACCCCUCUCUCCCUGGGUGGAGGGGUGUGCAGCACCUCCUUGUCCCUGGGAGGCGGCAUGUGUAGCACCCCUCUCUCCUCAGGACUCCUUACGUCCCACGUCUCCUCACUCUCUCUUCCGGCAGUCAACGCUGUCUCAAACACACAGGUCCAUCCAGGUUCCAGCACCUCUUAUAGCCUGACCUCUACUCAGCCGUUCUCCAGCUGUCUCUCCACAGCCCCGACACUGCCGCCACUACUGACCCAAGCCCAAACCUCACUGCCAGAGUCCGACCUCGAUGACUGUCGUUUCCCAUGUCAGGGGAACUCGCCGAGAGAGAGUCUUUCCUCACAGUCCCCUAUGAGCUGUCUUCCUCUUCUGUUUGACCAGAGAGACGGGCUGGGUGCAGGAGUCAGAGCCCGUCCUGAGAACGUCCCUCCAGCCAGCUCCCACAUCGAGCUCCUGCUGGAGAAACAUGGCAAUGGAGAGAUGGGAGUCAACAUUGUGGAGAUGCUCCAGUCGCUCCAUUCCCUGCAGCAGGAGAACCAGCGCCUCCAGGACCAGAUCCUCAGCCUGACGGCCAAGAAGGAGCGGCUGCAGCUGCUCAACACAGAACUGGCUGUGUCUUUCCCUCCACACAUUCAUUCCGCCCACGGCUCCAUGCACACCUCUGCCCAGAUCAACUUCCUGUCAUCCACCCAAGACCCCCUGAGCACCAAUAAGAGUCCCCUGUCCAAAAGCUGCUUCCUGAAUGACACUUCCUUUGUUACCUCGUCUGAGGAGCUUCACUCUGGUAGUCCGUCCCGCAGUAGCUCCUCCCUCUCCUUCCAGAGUACUCCUCCUCCUCAGCAGAGUCCCGCCUCCUUCGGCCAGCCCCUGCUGAACGGCCUGAGUAGAGGUCUGAGUGACGGUUUGGGGACCAUCAGUCAGGCUGGCAGCUCCUCUCUGCCCGUAGUGGGCGGGCUCAUGUCGUCCCUGGCAGGAAGUCCUCAGCUGAAUUUGAACGGUGUGCUUGGCAGUCUAAACGGCGUGAUCCAGUCUCCCGUGCAGAACGCCCCUCAGCCCACGCUUCCCGCUUUGCGUCCCCAGCCUCCACCACUCAACCCCCAGGCACUGGCACAGGGCUUUCAGCUUCCCAAGAGUGUGAGCCCGUCUGCUCUCCUGUCAGAGCAGCAGAAGCAGCUUCUUCUUGAGCAGCAGCAGCAACAGCAGCUCCAGCAGUUCCUCACCUCACAGAACUUCACUCCUGAGCAGCAGGUGAUGGUGUGCCAGAUGCUGCAGCAGCAGAGACAGAGGGAGCUGCAGCGCCUCACGCUGACAGGAGCACUCACCUCCACCCCAAACUCACCCCUGAUCGCCCAGUCACCCAACCUGCUGUCCUCGGCUACAGCCUCACCGCUGCAGGGCGGACAGGGAGGCAGCCUCUUUGGCCUGCAGGACAAUGCACUUCACAAGCCUGGGGCUGCAGGAGAGAAGGGCGGAGACAAGAAUGGGUGAUGUUUCUUGAUUUCACAGGAGCAGCUCAAAUGAAGAUAUGAGGCAUCACAGCCGCCUUGAAGAACUGAGGUCAACUUACACGACUUUUGAACGUCUUUCCUUCUCUGUCAUCUUUAUCUUACACCCUCUUUUAUGAAUGUAUAACAGGAUGGACUUUAACGUCACGGUGAAGUUUUUCGUGUUUUGAAAUUCUUUAUAUCAGAGGAUCUUCUCAUAGGUUUUUGUGUAGGCAGCUUUCAGAGAACAUGAAUACAGUGGUCUCUUCUUAAAUUGCACUAAUUUGUUAGCUAGACCAAUGGGGCUGCUUCUGAAGGCAGCAGUUCCUGCUCAUCCCCGCAGGUGCUGUGGAGGCUUUUGGGUUGACAUGUGAACUCAAGGUCGGAGCGUCUCUCUUUUGACCGUUCAUGAUUUCCCUCCAUGACUCGAACCAGAGUUUCCAUUCAGUCAGUGAGAAUCACACCCGUCUGCCACUUCUUGCAACCUCAACUGUCUUCCUUGAUAUUUUGUCUUCCCUUUGUGUUCACCCCGCCCCGAAUUUCCUCCAGAUCUUCUAUAUGUUGUAGCCUCUCCCAGGCACUUAUUGUGUAAAGGAUAAUAUUCAGUCAUUUCCAAUGUGUGGUUAGUGGCAUUUCAACAUUAAGCUAGUUAUUACCUCAGAUCUUUCUGCCACCUAUUUUCCACUGUUGAAAUUUUGUGCUGAGUCAUUACCGCAAUAGCCUUCACUGGAUAUAAAUGCCCACCAAAAAUCCUGAUGUUAACUCUAAGGUAUGUAAAUGUAAAAAAUGGCACUGAGCCCACGUGUCCAAAACAGAACGCGAUGGUCCACUAGAGACUGGCAUCAGCGUGGCAUUAAGCAUCAGAUUUUAUUCAAAACCACCACGAGAGUUUCUAGAGACUUUUAUAUCCUUCCAGUUGCUGUCGAGAUUAAGCAGACAAAACCAAACAUUUGGAAACUGUAAGUAAGAAAUUAAUGUUUUUCCUAAACAAGUGUGCACUUUGCAUGUUAGUAGCUAACAAAGCAAAUUAGCCAUCAACACAGUACCUUUAUAAAGGAUGCUCGGUACUUACUAGGCCACUAGGGACUGACAGGUUUUUUCAUUUAUGUAUUUUGCACUCCUCCUCCUGAAGGGUCCGUUUUUUAUAUUCCUUUCAUACAUUGAUAUUCCUUUCAUGUUCACCAACUAGUUGUUCUUUUAGCAAUACUGGAUAGAUAAUGCCUUAAUGAUACUAGAUUUACAGAGAAAACCACGAGCCCAAAGGCUUACUCUCUUGUUGUCUUUCUUUGAUAGUGUUUUUUAUCUGGGGUACAAGGAGGGGUACGUUAGUAAAGUCAAAGCACUCUUCCUAAACCCAUUUAUACUUUUGAUAGCUGACUGAUGAUUUCAAAAGUUGAAAUGUGUGAAUAACCGUAUAGUGGUAACUAAAGUGUCAAAUCAUUUUCUAUUGUAAUUUUUGUGUUCAGAUGCAAUGUUCUUUAGUGGUUUGUGCUUCAGAGAACAGAGAAACAAGGACUUAUUGAGAGUCUUAUAGUAAAGCCUGCACAGUGGUGUCAUAGGAGACAGCCGAGAUGUAAACUAUUAUUAAAGUGCUGUCGCAGCCGUGUGUGAUGCAUAGUGUAGCUGUUAUCGGACGGUGAAUGGCCGCUUUCAUUACUGUUAGCCUUCACUGCAGGGCUGUGACUGAAGCCAAUGUAGAGAUAAGCUUGUCUUUCCUUCCACUCCACUUCAUCAUAAAAAUGUUUUCCUCUGUUUGUUUGGCUCUGUUUUACUAACAAAGGCUACUCACAGAGUAAGGGAUUAUUCUAUCUUAUUUUCUCCUGUGUUCUUUUACAAUAUUGUCAUAGGCCUUUUAAAUAUUUCCUCACUUCUGUUUUGCAAUCUUGAACAUGAUCUCCCAUACAUGUGAUAUCUUGAGUGCUAGAUUAUUUUGUUAGCAGCUAAUGUAGACGUCAGAAAGGAACUUCAAGCAGCUCGCCCGUCUGUGAUAAAUACUGUAGCAAUGACAGAAGGAGAAUGUUGAUUAUGUUGAUGAAGACAUGAGCCAACACUUUGACAUGACUCCAAGUGGGAGGUCUGCAAUUUACCAAGUAUGUCCUUAUGACUCGCCUCUCAGCUGAGGCAAAGUCCAGACACACAACCAUGUCCAAGAGAUUGACUGAAGAGUGGUGCGAAGGAUUUCUGAAGCGGUUUCUUUCUCAUGUUGCACUGGGGCGCUUUGGGCCCAAUUGUAAAUUGUUUUUUAGUACCUUUUGAAUUUUGUUGGAAUACGAGUUGUAUACUUUAAUAUGUUUGUGUAAAAACACAUUCAUUCUUUUAAGCUUUGAAGUUUGGGUAAACAAGAUAAUCCAUGUUCUGAAUGUCGUACUGUGUAUCUUUUAUGUAUAACAACAUUUAAGCACCUGGCUCUGAAUGAGGUUUGAUGGAGAGCGAGUUACCUAUUGGGAUAUGAAUUGCAUGAAAUGCAGUGAUGUCUCUCAGAUGUGUUGCUAAAUACCAAGUAAUAACUAUGCAUAAUUUUAAAUGCAUUGUUCCCUGAAAAAAAAAGAAAUUAAAUGAAAUGAGCACUGAAUUUUAAAAAAGGACAAGCAUGUUGUCAUUGUACAGUGUAUUUGUUUGAGAGAAUUGAUCAAAACAAAUUUGACAAUAUUCAGAUUAAAAGCCCUGUAAAGUAUUUUGAUAUUUUUGUGUGUAAAAUUAAAAGGACGGAUUAAGACGA
Messenger RNA from Centropristis striata (black sea bass), 6149 nucleotides. RefSeq names its product protein AF-17-like. Gene Ontology annotation, biological process: regulation of transcription by RNA polymerase II. The record is from RefSeq and is a predicted model, not a curated record. The transcript has 20 exons. Gene Ontology annotation, cellular component: nucleus. The coding region runs from base 213 to 3434 and encodes 1073 amino acids. Lineage: Eukaryota; Metazoa; Chordata; Actinopteri; Perciformes; Serranidae. Gene Ontology annotation, molecular function: nucleosome binding; histone binding.